AUGGCUCCCGUAACAGCCGCAAAGACGCCAUGGACAGUCCACGACUUUCUCGUCUUGCCUCUACGAAUACCUGCGCAAAAGUCCUUGCCAAGAGAGGCAACCCACUACCUCUACCUUCGAGCCAACGCUCCCAAAGUACCCACUGAGAAAACGCCUCGAGAAGUCUUCGCUGUAAACGUCCCGAUCGAUACAACAGAGCUGCACAUCCGCAGUCUUUUCGCAAAUCAACUGGGCGGCGCACGAAUAGAAAGCGUUGCCUUCGAGGGUGCCAGAGUCGGGAAGGGUAUUAGCGCGCCUGUUGCGCCGGCCAAGCAGGGAAAGAAGAGGAAGCGAGGGAUCGAGGGUAUUGACGAGGAUGGCGCAGUAGAAGAAGUUGGAUUGCUGCCAGAUGUGUGGGAUCGGGAAUUACAUCGAAGUGGAGGCACAGCCGUCAUUACGUUCGUGGACAAGCCAAGCGCAGAUCUUGCGUUGAAAGAGGCGAAGAAGGCUAUCAAGAAUAAGACUGAGAUAAAAUGGGCAGCGGGAAUAGGAAACAAACUCCCACCGUUGGGCUCGGCGAGGUACCUGACGCAUCACAGAAUGCGUUACCCCGACCACUUGACACUGCAAGCCAGCGUGGAUGCAUUCAUGGGAGCAUUCGCGGCACAAGAAGAUGCGAGAACGAAGAUGCUUGCACGGCAAAGAGCAGAGCCAGACGAGGAUGGAUUCAUCACAGUCACACGUGGUGGUAGGGUCGGACCUGCGAGGGAAGAGGCAGCCAAGGCGAAGGAAGAGGAGCUCAAGAAGAGGGAGAAGGAUCGCAUCAAGGCGGACUUUUACAGAUUCCAGGUCCGGGAGCAGAAGAAGGAGCAGGCGAAGGAUCUUGUCAAGGCGUUUGAAGAGGAUAAGAGGAAGGUUGAAGAGAUGAAGAGGCGGAGAGGGAGGAUACGGCCUGAGUAG
This is a messenger RNA of Zasmidium cellare ATCC 36951, 939 nucleotides long. RefSeq lists its product as uncharacterized. The record is from RefSeq and is a predicted model, not a curated record. The transcript has a single exon. Bases 1 to 939 code for a protein of 312 amino acids. Gene Ontology annotation, biological process: rRNA processing; ribosomal small subunit assembly. Lineage: Eukaryota; Fungi; Ascomycota; Dothideomycetes; Mycosphaerellales; Mycosphaerellaceae. Gene Ontology annotation, cellular component: UTP-C complex; CURI complex.